Messenger RNA from Acanthisitta chloris (rifleman), 834 nucleotides. Its product is annotated as tectonin beta-propeller repeat-containing protein 2-like. Bases 56 to 457 code for a protein of 133 amino acids. Lineage: Eukaryota; Metazoa; Chordata; Aves; Passeriformes; Acanthisittidae. The transcript is spliced from 3 exons. The record is from RefSeq and is a predicted model, not a curated record.
UUUAUAGCCAGUAGGAAUCAACUUGGUCAGCAUUCACUCGAGUCCAAAUGACCAGAUGUUGUGGGCAAUUGAUAGCAAGUGGAAUGUCCAUGUCCGAGUGGGAAUCACGGAUGAGAUGCCUGUGGGCACUGACUGGGAACAUGUACCAGGUUUGCAGGCUUGCCAGCUGGCUCUGAGUACCAGGACAGUUUGGGCACGCUGUCCCAACGGAGAUGUAGCUCGUCGCUACGGCAUCACUGACAAGAAUCCUGCAGGAGACUACUGGAAGAAGAUUCCUGGAAAUGUCUCCCGUUUAACAGUGACCCCUCUAGAUGAACUGUGGGCGAUCAGCACUUCAGGAUCUCUGCUCCAGCGCCUCACGAAGACCUUUAGCCAUUCCCAUGGUUUGCAGAAAAAUAAUGACACUUCUGUUCUGCUUCACCCUGAUGAUUUUGAAGACGAAUGGGAAGUGAUAUGAAGUCUCUCAAGCUUGUGAAGUAGUGAAAAAGAACAGGAGGACAGAAUUUCUGCAAUGUAUGUACAGAAUAUUGGAUCUAAAAGCCACUCAUGUUGGACCUGUGAUAUUAGCACUUUUGUAUUGAAAAACUGACCUGUUAAAUAGCCCCCAAGCUGUGAGUUCUGAUGUUUGUUACCUUAUCUUUUGGGAGACUCCUUAGGUGUGGCAUACUGCAAUUGUUAUACCUUACUACUGUAGAAGCUCCUUUGGAAAUAUAACUCUUAAGUUAAAUUUACUAGAAUUGAAAGUGACUACUUGACAACAGCAUGCACACUAAUGUACUGACUUUGAGAAGGAAUUCUGUUGCAUUAAAUAUUUCUCUACAGCAGAAACAUUAA